AUGGGCAUCGGCACGCACAAAAACGACGCGCUCGUCUGCCUGAACGAUUUCGCGUUCACCAACGCCUUGGUGAAGCAAGGGUCGAGACGAGACUGUUUUCGUCAUCGGAAGCGCAUCGACGACGACGGAGAAAAAGAAGAACAACGAGGAAACGAUGCACAAAAUUCGAUUAGAAAAAUACGCACAGAAAUCAUCGACGAAGGGAACUGCGUGUGCACGUUAGGUCAAACAGAUGGCGAUUUGAACAACACGCAGACGAAAGUGCACUGCGUGGUGACGGGAACUUUGAAUAAACCAUACGGGAGGUCCGCGGAAGGGUCGUUGAGAGUGCACGUGAAAAUGUCACCCAUGGCGCACCCGACGGACGCGCCGAUCGAGAAGAAUCGAGAACACGAAACGUGCGAUGGUUUGUCGAGAAUGCUGGAGAAGUGUUUUCGAGACGCGAGGGCGUUGGAUUUGGAGAGUUUGUGCGUCAGUGCGGGGAGGUACGUGUGGCAUUUAAGGUUGGAUGUGACUCUUUUAAAUCACGGCGGGGAUUUGCCGUUGGCGGUUUCGAUAGGCGCGAACUGCGCGUUAGGGAGCUUUCGGAGGUACGAGUGUUCGAUAGAUAACGAGACGAAUCGCGUGACGUUUCACGAGGAACGGGAGAGCGUGAAGUUGCAGCUGAUGCAUCAUCCAGUGGCCGUUCGGUUUGCGUUUUACGAUGGAAGUAACAGCAAAGGGAGCGGGAUAGACGAAAACGAAGAGAGCAAAGAAGAUGCGGACGAAGAGGACGAGAACAACAAACCGCAUCAGAAAUACGGCGUAUUGGUGGACGCAACCGUAGAAGAAGAGGCGUGCGCGAUCGGGUUCGCGACAGUUGCGGUAAAUGAACACGGAGAGACGUGUUUCUCGACCAUGGAUUUUAUGGGCGAGAGAUUAGGGAAGAGCGCGACGCGAGGCGUGGACGCGACGGCGUUGGCGGGAGUACACUCCACCGCGAGCGACGUAGCUAAAGUAGUGUGUAAGGAAAUGAAAGAGGCGCACGAAAUAUUCGAGCAGAAGCGAUUGGAAGAAAAAACGAGACGACGGAAAUACGAUCCAGACGCGCUCGAACGGGCGGCGAUGAAAGUCGGCGAGGACGAAGAGAAAGAGGAUGGCAUUAAGGAAGCGUUACUCGAAGACGCAGAAGCGAUGGACGCAGAAGCGCGCGCCAGCGAAGAUUCCUCCGAUGAAGAUGAAGAUGAUGAUGCAGAAGAUAAAGAACACGUACCGUUGGUUUCGCUGAAACCUCCACCGAAGAACGCGUCUUCCUCUUCCUCCUCUGAGGAAGAAGAAGAAGAAGAGAAAUCGAGCGACGCGGAAGGCGACGAUAUCGACGAUAUGUUCGAUAAAGCAGAGAAGAAGCAGGCAAAGAAAAGAGCGAAAAUUGCCGCGAAAACAUGGGACGAGGCCUUACCCGGAGACGGGAAGAAAUUAUCCGACGCGGUCUUGAAGAAGAAGAAGUUGAAUAAAAAGAAAGCGCCGGCCAAAGCGAAGAAAUUAACAUCAUCGUCCAAGAAAUGA
Bathycoccus prasinos is the source of this 1545-nucleotide messenger RNA. RefSeq lists its product with no specific name. Gene Ontology annotation, cellular component: cytoplasmic exosome (RNase complex); nuclear exosome (RNase complex). Bases 1 to 1545 code for a protein of 514 amino acids. The record is from RefSeq and is a predicted model, not a curated record. The transcript has a single exon. Gene Ontology annotation, biological process: U1 snRNA 3'-end processing; nuclear mRNA surveillance; nuclear polyadenylation-dependent rRNA catabolic process. Lineage: Eukaryota; Viridiplantae; Chlorophyta; Mamiellophyceae; Mamiellales; Bathycoccaceae.